Molecule: messenger RNA, 321 nt
Organism: Aspergillus luchuensis
Lineage: Eukaryota; Fungi; Ascomycota; Eurotiomycetes; Eurotiales; Aspergillaceae
Product: putative NADH-ubiquinone oxidoreductase 12 kda subunit
Exons: 2
Coding region: 1-321 (106 amino acids)
Source: RefSeq, a predicted model, not a curated record
AUGCCCACCCCGGAAUCCGCCUCCUUCCUGGCCAAAAAGCCCACGGUGCCGCCUACCUACGAGGGCGUCGACUUCGAAGACAACGUUGCUGUCCACAACGCCCGCGACGCCAUUAUCCGUGAACAAUGGGUCCGCAGUAUGAUGUCUCGUCUGGUCGGAGAGGAAUUGGGCAAAUGUUAUGCUCGUGAGGGUGUGAAUCAUUUGGAGAAGUGUGGGGUUUUGAGGGAGAAGUACUUUGAGUUGCUGGGCGAGCGCAAGAUUAAGGGUUACUUGUUCCAGGAGAAGAAUUACUUUGCUGGGGAGGGAAAUAAGUCUGCUUAG